UAGGUCUCGUGUUAGUUAGAGUUAGUGUUCAAUCUUGGUCGUGCGGUUGUGUCAAGCAUUAACGAAUAACAAAUCAAACAGCAACAGGAAAAUUGAAUUUAUUGUCCGUCAUGGCUUUCAUGGCAAUUCGUAUCCUUUCUUCGAGAGGCCCUCUCUGCUGGAAUAGUAGAGUGUCUCAUUCAGCCUUUAGACUACAAAAGAUUUUUGCAAGUUCGCAAGGAUUUCAAAGCCAUGAAGAGGCUUUUUGGGAUAUUGAAGGAUCAGUAGUUGUUGAUCCUAGCUCGAAAACUAUAGAGUUUAAAUAUGUUCCUGAAACUAAAAAGAGCGAGCCUAUUGAGGAAGACUGUGAUAUCAUACGAGUAACCAGAUUUGGACAUAUUAGAUUAGAUCAAGAAAAUCAAGCAGUGGAGAAGAAAGAUCCAGAAACAUCAGAGGAAUCAAAAGAUAAUUCAUUUAAUUUUAUUGACAAUCAGUUUUUCGGUGACAAGUUGUCUUCUGAUACAGCUCCUCUCACCAAACAAAAUAGUCUUAAAGCUAAAGCUUCAGAUGUCCCAGUGGAUACAAACCCUGUAGACCAACAAUAUUUCUAUCCCUCUUCAGGUGAAACAGACAAAAGUAAUCGAACAUUGCCUGCCCCUUCUGCUUCUGAGCUUGAAUUUAAAGAAAAUCAAAUUGAUGAUCAGUACUUUGGCAAGAAAAACACUUCAAGUCAAUCACAAGCUCCUGCUGAACCUGUUGGGAAAGUAUCUGCUUACAACUACUUGAGAACCCUACAAGCAAAAGAAGCUGAGAAUUCCAAAAAUUCUAAUGAGGAAUCAGCAGAAAGUGGCCAAAGCAUCAAACAAAUAUAUGAAGAAAUGAUUCCCAAUUUGUUUAAAAUGCCAAAUGAGGAAAUCAUCCACUUGUUAAAAAAAUCAGUGCUCUACAAUAAAGAUGGAAUUGUCGCUAUAGACAAACCACACGGUUUAGUAACUACUGAUGCUGACGGAAACGCUAAGGUUGUUCUCACUAAUCUUCUGCCUGGACUUAGUCAAGCCCUGCGUGUCGAAAAACUUUACACCGUUCAUCGACUCGACCGCGACACAACAGGCAUACUUCUAUUAGCUUCAAAUCAAACAGUGGCUAAUAAAUUGAACAAAUUGUUUCUUGAUCAUGAAAUACAAAAAAAAUACAUGGUCAUUACAAAAGGGAUUCCUAGUCCCAGAGAAGGAACUAUUGAUAUUCCCAUGUGCGAGAAGAGUAUAGGUGAUAGGCAGCGUAUGGCACUUAGACCAGUUCUGUCGCAUAACCCAGAUUCCUUGAAAAGCGCAAAGUAUAACGCGAAAGGGAAAUCUUUCAAAGCGAUUACUCAUUUCAGGGUAAAAACGACAAAUGCAGGCACCGCUUUUGUAGAGUUAGAACCUGAGACUGGAAUCCGGCAUCAACUACGAGUUCAUUUGAGCGAAGGUCUUGAUUGCCCGGUAUUGGGUGAUCAUAAAUAUUCACAUGCCGACAAGUUCGCCCCGCAAAAGCUAUCACAAGAUAUACUGAAUCUUCUAGCGAUCAAGCAGUCAAAAGCCAGAAAUAUUCCCAUGCAUCUUCAUGCGGCUUUCAUGGCCAUUCCUGGAUUUGGCCAAGAAGGACAACCCCUUUGCAUAAACUCUCCGUUGCCCAGGUUUUUCCGAUAUACAUUGAAGAAACUAAAAUUGUUUAAACAGAGAACAUGAUGAUUUAAAGUUAUUGUCUUUUUUAGUUGAAAUAAAUGAAAAUAAAAAAAACAAA
Molecule: messenger RNA, 1761 nt
Organism: Daphnia pulicaria
Lineage: Eukaryota; Metazoa; Arthropoda; Branchiopoda; Diplostraca; Daphniidae
Product: mitochondrial RNA pseudouridine synthase Rpusd4-like
Exons: 5
Coding region: 111-1706 (531 amino acids)
Biological process (GO): pseudouridine synthesis
Molecular function (GO): pseudouridine synthase activity; RNA binding
Source: RefSeq, a predicted model, not a curated record